Molecule: messenger RNA, 6099 nt
Organism: Oncorhynchus keta (chum salmon)
Lineage: Eukaryota; Metazoa; Chordata; Actinopteri; Salmoniformes; Salmonidae
Product: gastrula zinc finger protein XlCGF48.2-like
Exons: 3
Coding region: 215-1765 (516 amino acids)
Biological process (GO): regulation of transcription by RNA polymerase II
Molecular function (GO): DNA-binding transcription factor activity; RNA polymerase II cis-regulatory region sequence-specific DNA binding
Source: RefSeq, a predicted model, not a curated record
ACCGUAGUUUAAAAAAAAAAGUGUCGUCACCAAGAGCAAUUUCCAUGUUAGCUUUUUUAAUUGUUGUUAGAUGUUUAACACCCUGGAACUCAAAAUAAGAUUAAUUUAACCGCAUAGCAUCACAUGCUUACUCCAGCUAUUCUUUAAAUUUCAUUGGAGACAGGACUUGGAUGUGAACUAGGUAACGCUAGCUAGCUGCUAACGUUAGCUAAAAAUGGCUAACUGUAUGGCUUUUCACAGUCAAAUGGCAUCCAUCAUGGAGGUGCUAGCGAAUGCAGCCGUGGCAGAGAUCUGUAAACUCGUAGAUGACGACUAUGCAGUGUUUCGUUUGGAAAUAACUCAAAGCCAGAAAGAAAACAAGGCAUUGCGGAGGAAACUACAGCAACUAGAAAUUAAGGUGGCACGGGACCGCGCAGAGAGGACAAUGCGAGAGCGCGUCCUCGCCAGUCCCAGUGGUGUCAAGAUCCUCGACCGAUACAGAGGAAAGGCAAAAGGUGAAGGACAUCACACUGGAGGCCACAGGAACUUUGUGAAGCCAGCAGGACACAAUACAUGGAGAGAUGACCAACCAAUCACUGUUGAUGAGGGGAUGGGAAACACAACCCAUCAUGUUAUAGAGUCUGCAGAGGCUGAAGGUCCUGGGGUCAAGCAGGAAAAGUCUGAAGGAGAGGUGGACCCACGGCACAGUAGAAACAUCCAGACUGGAGCGGCUGGAGCGCCCCCAGUAGCCACGGAGAACCCCACCACCGCCCAAGAGCAGUCCAGGACCCGACGCAGCAUCAUGGUCAGUGGAACGCUGAACGCCAUCCUCAAGUCAGAGACAGAUACAGACACCAAGACCUUAACGGGGCUGAACCGACUGGGCUGUCCUCCUGCUCCACGCUCAGAGUAUUUACUUUAUGGCAACACAAGCCCGAGAACUGUUCUGUCCCAUCGGGACUCAGGUGACACUUUACAGACUGUCAAUGACCCAUCCUGUUCAUACACUACAGAGAUGAUACCUGGUGACAUGCCUGUGGUAUUAGAUGCACAGACUAAUCCAAUGAAAGUGGACUGGAACCAGUACAGUAGUAGUGGAUACUCUGAAGGGUGCCAAGAUAAGAAAGGGGAGAGCCUGGUCGUAGAUGAGGUGACUGUGAAAGUAGAGGGCGACGUUUCUCUGACAUGGAAUGCAUACGAAAAUCACUUAGGAGAAGGACACUCACAAGGCAACACCAUUGACUUCUUAGACUACAGGGAAAGCAUAGAGACAAAUCUAAAUGUCAUGACCCACUCCCCUUUACACACGUUUACACACGAUCCAUUAUCCAUGUCGAUGGGGCCCUCCGAUUCACACAGGGAACAAAUGGCCAAGGCGCGGGGAGAGGGAGCCACAUCGGGCAAUGGUAAAGAGAAACGGUUCCUUUGCAUGUUCUGUAACAAAGGCUUCAGCUGCCCCCAGAAGGUGGACAUCCACCAGAGGGUCCACACAGGGGUGAAACCCUUCAGCUGUACCCAGUGCCACAUGCGCUUUGCCCAGGCAUGCACCCUGAAGAGGCACCAGAGGGUCCACACAGGGGAGAAACCCUUCAGCUGUACCCAGUGCCACAUGCGCUUUGCCCAGGCUGGUGACCUGAAGAGGCACCAGAGGGUCCACACGGGAGAGAGGCCUUUCGCCUGUGCACACUGUGGGAAGAGGUUCUCAGAGAAGAGCUACCUCAGGUUACACCAGCAGAAAAAACACUCCACUCUAACAAACACUUUUAUAUCAAAAGACAAAGAUUAAUUUUAGUUGUCAUCAGAAAAUAUCCACAGAUGCAUUUGGAUAUUCCUGGGUAGAAUAUUAUAUCCAGAUAUUGUGUGAUAUAUAAGGCAUAGUGUGUAUAUACAGUGCCUACAGUGCAUUUGGAAGGUAUUCAGACCCCUUGACUUUUUCCACAUUUUGUUACGUUACAGCCUUAUUCUAAAAUUGGUUAAAUUGUUGUUUUCCCUCAAUCUACACACAAUACCCCACAAUGACAAAGCAAAAACAGGUUUAUAAAUGUUUGUAUAUGUAUUAAAAAUCAACAGAAAUUUCACAUUUACAUAAGUAUUCAGACCCUUUUUACUCAGUACUUUGUUGAACACCUUUGGCAGAAAUUACAGCCUCAAGUCUUCUUGGGUAUGACUCUACAAGCUUGGCACACCUGUAUUUGGGGAGUUUCUCAGAUUCUUCUCUGCAGAUCCACUCAAGCUCUGUCAGGUUGGAUGGGGAGCGUCGCUGCACAGCUAUUUUCAGGUCUCCAGAGAUGUUCGACGGGUUCAAGUCCGGGCACUGGCUGGGCCACUCAAUGACAUUCAGAGACUUGUCCUGAAGCCACUCCUGCGUUGUCUUGGCUGUGUGCUUAGGGUCAUUGUCCUGUUGGAAUGUGAACCGUCACCCGAGUCUGAGGUCCUGAGUGCUCUGGAGCAGGUUUUCAUCAUCUCUGUACUUUUCUCUUUUCAUCAUUCCCCCGAUCCUGACUAGUCUCCCAGUCCCUGCUGCUGAAAAAUGCUGCCAGGUUUCCUCCAGAUGUGACACUUGGCAUUCAGGACAAAGAGUUCAAUCUUGGUUUCAUCAGACCAGAAAAUCUUGUAUCUCAUGGUGUGAGAGUCCAUUCGAUGCUUUUUGGAAACUCCAAGUGGGCUGUCAUGUGCCUUUUACUAAGGAGUGGCUUCCUUCUGGUCACUCUACCAUAAAGGCCUGAUUGGUGGAUUUCUGCAGGGAUGGUUGUCCUUUUGGAAGGUUAUCCCAUCUCCACAGAGGAACUCUGUCAGAGUGACCAUCAGGUUCUUGGUCACCUCCCUGAUGAAGGCCCUUCUCCACCGAUUGCUCAGUUUGGCCAGGCGGCCAACUCUAGGAAGAGUCUUGGUGGUUCCAAACUUCUACCAUUUAAGAAUGAUGGAGGCCACUGUGUUCUUGGGGACCUUCAAUGCUGCAGACAUUUUUUUGGUACCCUUCCCCAGAUCUGUGCCUCGACACAAUCCUGUCUCGGAGCUCUACGGCCAAUUCCUUCGACCUCAUGGAAUGGUUUUCGCUCUGACAUGCACUGUCAACUGUGGGACCUUACAGUCGUAUGAAAAAGUUUGGGCACCCCUGACAAUUUCCAUGAUUUCCAUUUAUAAAUAAUUGGGUGUUUGGAUCAGCAAUUUCAUUUUGAUUAAAUAACUGAUGGACAUAGUAAUAUUUCUGUAGUGAAAUUAGGUUUAUUGGAUUAACAGAAAAUGGGCAAUAUGUAUCAAAACAAAAUUAAAAUAACAGCCUCUAGAUGCUUCCCAUAGCCUCUAAUGAGUGUCUGGAUUCUGGAUGAAGGUAUUUUGGACCAUUCCUCCUUACAAAACAUCUCCAGUUCAGUUAGUUUUGAUGGUUGCAGAGCAUGGACAGCCCACUUCAAAUCAUCCCACAGAUUCUCAAUGAUAUUCAGGUCUGGGGACUGGGAUGGCCAUUCCAGAACAUUGUACUUGUUCCUCUGCAUAAAUGCCCGGGUAGAUUUUGAGCAGUGUUUUGGGUCGUUGUCUUGUUGAAAUAUCCAGCCCUGGUGUAACUUCAACUUUGUGACUGAUUCUUCAACAUUAUUCCCAAGAAUUUGCUGAUAUUGAGUAGGAAGGAUCCAUGUGACCCUCAACUUUAACAAGAUUCCCAGUAUCGGCACUGGCCACACAGCCCCACAGCAUGAUGGAACCCCCACCAAAUUUUACUGUGGGUAGCAAGUGUUUUUCUUGGAACGUUGUGUUCUUUUGCCGCCAUGCAUAACGUCCCUUGUUAUGACCAAAUAACUCAAUCUUUGUUUCAUCAGUCCACAGCACCUUAUUUCAAAAUGAAGCUGGCUUGUCCAAAUGUGUGUUUGCAUACCUCAAGCGACUCUGUUUGUGGCGUGUGUGCAGAAAAGGCUUCUUCCGCAUCACUCUCCCAUACAGCUUCUCCUUGUGCAAAGUGCGCUGAAUUGUUGAACGAUGCACAGUGACACCAUCUGCAGCAGGAUGAUGUUGUAGGUCUUUGGAGGUGGUCUGUGGGCUGUUUAUGACCGUUCUCACCACCCUUCGCCUUUGCCUUUCCGACAUUUUACUUUGCCUGCCACUUCUGGCCUUAACAAGAACUGUGCCCGUGGUCUUCCAUUUCCUCACAGUGGACACUGACAGCCUAAAUCUCUGUGAUAGCUUUUUGUAGCCAUCCUCGAAACCAUAAUGUUGAACAAUCUUUGUUUUCAGGUCAUUUGAGAGUUGUUUUGAGGCCCCCAUUAAUGGCAUGCCACUGUGAUCAUUUUUUGUGACGACAGAGUAAAUUAUUAUGCAGCCUCAGAGGGGUGCCCAAACUUUUUCAUACGACUGUAUGUAGACAGGCGUGUGCCUUUCCAAAUCAUGCCCAAUCAAUUGAAUUUACCACAGGUCGACUCCAAUCAAGUUGUAGAAACAUCUCAAGGAUGAUCAAUGGAAACAGGAUGCAACUGAGCUCAAUUUCGAGUCUCAUAGCAAAGGGUCUGAAUACUUGUGUAAAUAAGGUAUUUUUUUAUUUUAAUACAUUUGCAAUAAUUAAAAAAAACGUUUUUCGCUUCAUCAUUAUGGAGUAUUGAGGAUUUUCUUUUUUAUUUGAACCAUUUUAGAAUAAGGCUGUGAGGUAACGAUGUGUAAAGUCAAGGGGUCUGAAUACUUUCCAAAGGCACUGUAGCUCCUUUCAUAUUUGUUUUGAUCCUGACCAGUGGUGGAAAAAGUAAAGAUACUGUCAUAGAAAAUGACUCAAGUAAAAUUGAGUCACCCAGUAAAAUAAUACUUGAGUAAAAGUCUAAAAGUAUUUGGUUUUAAAUGUACUUAAGUAUCAAAAGUAAAAGUGUUAAUUUAUAAUUUACACAUUGUUGUUUAUUUAUUUAUAGGGAGACGGGCUUACUACAAACAAAGCAUUUGUGUUUAGUGAGUGCGCCCGAUCACUGGCAUUAGGGAUGACCAGGGAUGUUCUCUUGAUAAGUGUGAAUUGGACCAUUUUCCUGUCAAAAUGUAACAAGUACUUUUGGGUGUUAAGGAAAAUGUAUGGAGUAAAAAGUACAUAAUUUUCUUUACAAUUGUAGUAAAAGUUACCCCAAAAAACUACUUAAGUAGUACUUUAAAGUAUUUUUACUUAAGUACUUUACACCACUGAUCCUGACAAACUCCCCAGUCCCUACCAAGGACAAGCAUACCCAUAACAUGAUGCUGCCACCACAAUACUUAAAUAGAGAGGGCUUCACUCUGUUGUAUUGGAUUUGAGACAACCCUCUUUUUUAAAAUUCAGGCCAAAAAUGUAAUGUAAGUGCAAUGUUGUUGAUCUCUUUGUAUUCAAGUAUUGUGAUGGCAGCAUCAUGUUAUGGUUAUGUCACCGGCAGGGACUAGGGAAUUUGUGAUAAAAAAAGGAAUAUGAAACGAGCAAAGAAACUCACCUCAGUCUUCUGAAAACCCUGGGAUAGGGUUUUAUUUUUCUGUGGGACAAUUACACAGAGGUGUUGAGAGUUCCUGAGUGAUCUAGUCUCAGUAGUGACUUAAAUCAGCUUUUAAAAAAUCGGAGACAAGGUUUGAAUAUGGCUGUCCAAUGAUUCCCAAUUUUGACAACAAUGGAUAUAGUGUUGUGCGAAGUCGGUAGAAUCUUAUUCCAAGUUAUUCACAGCUAUAAUUGCAGCCAAAAUGUGCUUCCACUAAGUAUUAACUGAUGGGGGUGGAGACUUAUCCAUUUUUUUCUUGAUUUGGUAAAUGUUUUAUAACUUUCUUUUACUUGAACAUUUGGAGAAGGUUGUGUAGAUCUGCAGGAAAAUGUAAUUUAAUUCCUUUUUAUAUUUAAUUUUGAGGCAGCAAAAUGUGAAAAGAAGUUAAAGGUGGUGUUGACUUUCGAUAUGCACUGUACGCCUAAAAAGUCUGUUACAUAUUGUGUUUGUACUCUGUAGGCUAUAAUGAUGUUCACAAAUGCCUUUUAUUACUUCCGUUCAACUACUUGUUUUUUCCCCCCAGGACACCUUUUAUUGAAAACAUUUAUGCAGUUUAUCAUGCAGAUUUGUAGUAAAGACAUAUAUGUGUCGUUUUCAAAUGGUCUGUUUAAAACUUGUUUAUGUUUAAUAAACACAAAAUGGGACUUAAUUCAAA